AGUGAGUCUCUCUGUGUUUGUGUGUGUGUGUGUGUGUGUGUGUGCAGCAGUGCUACAGGGCUGCCUGUGUGACGCUGAGGAAGAUCCAGCAUCCUCCUCAUCCUCUUCUCGAGCGCAGGGAAUUCUCUGUUUUCCCGGGAAUGUCGCGGGAGCGCGCUGGCGUGUGAUGACGGUAGCGUCGCGCGUCACUGAGCUGUAGGGAAGGGCGAGUGUGUGUGUGUGUGUGUAUACAUCUGUGAAGAGAAUCACAGUGAACUGGCCUUAGCUCUCGGGCUAACAUUAGCUGCUAACGCCGCUGUUUCUCUGAUCGUCCAGCAUGUGAACGAAAGUGAGUGCUGUCCUCAGCCCAUUGUUCGCCCGCUCUUCACCUUCAGCCUCGGCCUGGUCUGUGAGCAUCAUGACAAAAUCAUACCAGUUCAACUGGCAAAAACACAUUCCUGAUUUCCUGCAGGAGGGAGCCGUGUUUGACCGAUUUGAUGAGGAUCCCUUCGUCUUAGAGCCCAGCUGCCAUUUCAGAGUCGACGAGUUUGGCUUCUUUCUCACGUGGAAAAGUGACGGAAAGGAAGGUCAGCUUCUAGAAUGUUCUCUGAUCAACAGCAUUCGUCCUGGAGUCGUGCCGAAGGACCCAAAGAUCCAGGCGUCUCUGGAAGCGUCGGGGAAGAGUGAGGCGGAUUUGGACGGCCGCAUCAUCUGCGUGUGCAGCGGGACGGACCUGGUCAACCUCAGCUUCAUGUACAUGGUGACGGACAACACGGACACAGCCAAGAAAUGGAUGGAAGGCCUGAAAUCGGUGAUUCACAACUUCAAAGCGAAUAACGUAUGUCCAAUGACUUGCCUGAAAAAACAUUGGAUGAGACUCUCCUUCCUAACGAAUGUCAACGGCAAAAUACCGGUCCGAGGUAUCACACGGACAUUUGGCUCUGGUAAAACGGAGAAAGGAAUCUUCCAGGCAUUGAAGGAACUCGGUCUCCCCAGUGGAAAGAAUGAUGAAAUCGAGCAUUUGGCCUUCACCUUCGACAUCUUCUACGCUCUAACACAGAAGAUCUGCCCUCGCACGGAUAUUGAGGAGCUCUUCAAAAAGAUCAAUGGAGACAAAAGUGAUUAUUUAACCGUAGAGCAGUUAGUCAGCUUUCUGAAUGAAAACCAGCGGGACCCUCGACUCAACGAGAUCCUCUUCCCCUUUUAUGAAGCAAAACGAGUCAUGCAGAUCAUUGAGAAGUACGAGAGAGACGCCGACUUGAAAAAGAAAGGUCACAUGUCCAGCGACGGCUUCUGCCGAUACCUGAUGUCGGACGAGAACGCUCCGGUGUUUCUGGACCGUCUGGAUCUGUGUCAGGAGAUGGAGCAUCCGCUGGCUCAUUACUUCGUCAGCUCCUCACACAACACGUAUCUGACGGGUCGGCAGUUCGGUGGGAAGUCCUCGGUGGAGAUGUACCGACAGGUGCUGCUGUCCGGAUGCAGGUGUGUGGAGCUGGACUGCUGGGAUGGUAAAGGUGAGGAUCAGGAGCCCAUCAUCACUCAUGGGAAGGCCAUGUGCACUGACAUCUUGUUCAAGGAUGUAAUUCAAGCCAUAAAGGAAACGGCUUUUGUAACGUCUGAAUAUCCUGUCAUUCUGUCGUUUGAGAACCACUGCAGUAAAACGCAGCAGUAUAAGAUGGCCAAGUAUUGCGAGGAGAUCUUCGGAGAGCUGUUGCUGAAGCAGCCGCUGGAGGGAUUCCCAAUCGAAGCCGGGCAGCCGCUGCCGUCACCCAACGACCUCAAGCGCAAAAUCCUGAUCAAGAACAAGCGCUUGAAGCCUGAAGUGGAGCAGAAGCAGCUGGAGUCGUUUAAGAAGCACAUGGAGGCUGGAGAGAUGAGCAUACAGACUGGAGAAGAUGACAUCGAUGAAGAUUUGAACAGCGCACUGGAUAGUAAAGAGCUGAACGCAGACCUGAAGAGCAACAACACUGUGUCUCUGUCAGAGGAUCCAGAAGCAGAAGCUCAGGACAGCAGCAGGAAGAAGAUCCCAGACGACGAUGUCACUGAGUUCUCAGAAGUCACUGAAAUCACGGACGCCACAGACUUGUCAGAAGCGUCGGAGCUGGAGAACAAGAAGAAGAGCGGGGAAACGGCUGAAGACGCUGACGCCGAGCAGCAGCUCAUCGCCUCGUAUAAGUAUGAAGGAGCCACGACCAACAUCCACCCGUUCCUGUCCGCCAUGGUCAACUACGCUCAGCCCAUCAAGUUCCAGGGCUUCGAGGUCGCUGAGG
Messenger RNA from Carassius carassius (crucian carp), 2249 nucleotides. RefSeq names its product 1-phosphatidylinositol 4,5-bisphosphate phosphodiesterase beta-4-like. The record is from RefSeq and is a predicted model, not a curated record. Gene Ontology annotation, biological process: lipid metabolic process; phosphatidylinositol-mediated signaling. The annotation marks the transcript as partial. Gene Ontology annotation, molecular function: phosphatidylinositol-4,5-bisphosphate phospholipase C activity. The transcript is spliced from 21 exons. NCBI's taxonomy places the organism in Eukaryota, Metazoa, Chordata, Actinopteri, Cypriniformes, Cyprinidae.